AUGUCGUCCUCCCCAGAGAUGGCCGACUCGGACAAGAAGCGCAAGAGAAAGGUCGAAUCCGACGACGACGAUGACAAACUCGAAAUCGACAUCAACCUCCCAGAACCGCCGUCGAAGAAGGCCAAGCGCAAAGAGAAAAAGCAAGCGAAAGUCAAGUCGAAGAAACCAGCCGACGAGACGACUGUCGAUGGUGCAGACUCCGUGAAGAACGAGUUUGAUGCUGAGAAGAAGCCUGCGCCUGCUGAUGCGACAGAACCCGCAAAGCGCUCAGACUAUGGCAUUUGGAUAGGCAACCUGCCUUUCAACGCGACCAAGGACACUCUACGUCAGUUCCUCCUCAGAGAGGGUGGCAUCGAUGAAGGGGAGGUCACCCGGGUACACAUGCCAACAGGUGCAAGAGCGCAGAACAAGGGAUUCGCCUAUAUCGACUUCAAGUCACCUGCGAUUCUGGAGGUCGCGUUGACUCUGAGUGAGAGGUUGGAGGGAGGAAGAAGGUUGUUGAUCAAGAAUGCAAAGAGUUUCGAGGGAAGGCCCAAGGAAAGUGCAGCAUCGAAGACAGCCGAGUCGACCAAAGAACCGAGCAAAAGGGUUUUUGUUGGCAAUUUGAGCUUCGACGUCACCAAAGACCACCUGGCAGAGCACUUUGGCCAAGCUGGCAAGGUAGAUGACGUGUUCAUGGCGACGUUCGAGGACAGUGGCAAAUCCAAAGGCUUCGCGUGGGUCACAUUUGCCGAUCUCGAAGCUGCGAAGAACGCUGUGCAGGGCUACAUCUGGAAAGAACCUGAGGUGGAAGAAGACGAUGCUGACGAUGGCGACGAGCCGCAUCCAAAGUCCAAGAAGCACAAGCCGAGAAAGUGGUUCAUCAAUCGCUUUCAAGGAAGAGAGCUACGAUGCGAGUAUGCUGAAGAUGCUCAGACUCGAUACAAGAAGCGAUAUGGAUCUGCGAAGGGUGCGACAAAAACAUCCGACUCUGCCCAAGAUGCUGCCCCAGGUGCCGAAGACACGCUUGAAGGACUCGCUCAGGAAGCUGCAGGCGCAAGAAGUACUGCUCCACGGAAGAACCCCAGGAUGAAGCAUCUUGACAAAGAUCAACGACAGGAAGAGCGCAGAAAGCGGUUCGACGCUCGUACAAUCGCUCCUGGCAAAGCUCUUGCCAAUACGCAACGUGCAACUGGCGCCAUUGUUGCUGGCAAAGGCAGCAAGGUGACCUUUGACUGA
This is a messenger RNA of Zasmidium cellare ATCC 36951, 1218 nucleotides long. RefSeq lists its product as uncharacterized. The coding region runs from base 1 to 1218 and encodes 405 amino acids. The transcript has a single exon. Lineage: Eukaryota; Fungi; Ascomycota; Dothideomycetes; Mycosphaerellales; Mycosphaerellaceae. The record is from RefSeq and is a predicted model, not a curated record. Gene Ontology annotation, molecular function: RNA binding.